Calidris pugnax (ruff) is the source of this 3851-nucleotide messenger RNA. It is a transcript of the gene LRRC8B, whose product is annotated as leucine-rich repeat containing 8 family member B. The coding region runs from base 279 to 2681 and encodes 800 amino acids. The record is from RefSeq and is a predicted model, not a curated record. Gene Ontology annotation, molecular function: protein binding. Lineage: Eukaryota; Metazoa; Chordata; Aves; Charadriiformes; Scolopacidae. The transcript is spliced from 4 exons.
UAAAACACUGCUGUGGAAGGAGUAAUGAGUUGUUGUUCUAAUAAUUGUUAGAGUUCAAAUAUUUUGUGAUCUGAUGGACAAUUUAUUUUCUCUCCAGGAGUGUAUUGUAACCAUCCUGUCCUUCUACAGCUGCUUUCCCUUGAGUGGGUCUGAAUGAAGACAGAUGUAAAGAUGGCAUGUCCAAGGAAUUUUAAAAGGUGUAGACCUCCUGACUGAGCAGUGCUGUGAAUUUUAUUCUCUUUAAUUAGUAAACUGCUGUUCUCUCACAGGUGAAAGUCAUGAUCACGCUAACAGAACUCAAAUUAUUAGCAGAUGCCCAGUCAUCGUACCACAUCCUAAAACCAUGGUGGGAUGUCUUCUGGUAUUACCUCACCAUGAUAAUGCUGCUAGUUGCUGUGCUCGCUGGGGCUCUCCAGAUUACUCAAACCAGAGUAUUGUGUUGUCUUCCUUGCAAGCUGGAAUUUGACAAUCAUUGUGCCGUGCCUUGGGAUUUAGUUAAAGCCAACCUUAACAUGUCGGCCAACUCUACAGCACAGAUAAUCAUCCCGCUUAAAAUCCAGAAUUAUCUCCAUCGGCAGCAGUAUUCCUAUAUCGAUGCAGUAUGUUAUGAGAGACAGCUUCACUGGUUUGCCAAAUUUUUUCCAUACCUAGUGCUUCUGCAUACCUUUAUUUUUGCAGCUUGCAGUAAUUUCUGGCUUUACUAUCCUAGUACGAGUUCCAGGCUUGAGCACUUCGUAGCCAUUCUUCAGAAGUGUUUUGAUUCUCCAUGGACAACGCGUGCCCUCUCAGAAACAGUUGCCGAGCAGUCUGUGAGGAAGUUGCCAAUAGCCAAAUCAAAAGCAGCCAUUCCAUCACCUGGGAGUUCAGUAGAUAUUGGGGCCAGCAGACAGUCCCUGCCAUAUUCGCAACCUGGCUUGGAAACAACGGGAAGAGAAAAUUCAAGUGUUCUUGACAAAAAAGAAGGGGAACAAGCUAAAGCUAUAUUUGAAAAAGUGAAGAAAUUCAGAGUACACGUGGAAGAGAAGGAUGUCAUAUAUACAGUGUACAUGAAACAGAUUAUAGUGAAAGUCAUUGUAUUUGUAAUAAUAUUAAUUUAUGUCCCCUACUAUUUAUCAUUUAUUAGACUUGAAAUCGAUUGCGCAGUUAAUGUUCAAGCCUUCACAGGCUACAAAAGGUACCAGUGUGUUUAUUCGCUAGCAGAAAUUUUUAAAGUUUUGGCUUCAUUUUAUGUUGUUUUAGUGAUCUUCUAUGGCUUAACUUGUACUUACAGUUUGUGGUGGAUGUUAAGAAGUUCACUUAAGCAAUAUUCUUUUGAGAAGUUGAGAGAGAAAAGUAAUUACAGUGAUAUACCUGAUGUAAAGAACGACUUUGCAUUUAUUCUCCACUUGGCAGAUCAGUAUGAUCCUCUUUAUUCCCAGCGAUUCUCAAUAUUCCUGUCUGAUUUGAGUGAAAACAAACUGAAACAGAUAAAUCUUAACAAUGAAUGGUCAGUGGAAAAACUGAAAAAUAAACUAGUAAGAAAUUCCCAAGACAAGAUUGAACUUCACCUUUUCAUGUUAAGUGGUCUUCCAGACAGUAUCUUUGAACUGACAGAAAUAGAAGUCCUGAGCCUGGAACUUAUUCCUGAAGCCAAACUUCCUUCAGCUGUGACCCAGCUAGUCAAUCUCAAAGAACUCAAUGUUUAUCAUUCGUCACUAACGAUGGAUUAUCCAGCAGUCAGCUUUUUAGAAGAAAAUCUGAAAACAUUGCGCCUGAAAUCUAGCGAGAUGGGAAGAAUUCCGUUUUGGGUCUUUCAUCUAAAAAACCUACAAGAAUUGUGCUUAACAGGAUAUUUCAUGCUAGAUCAUCACAACUCCAUAUACAAUGAAAGCUUUCAGGGGCUAAAAAACCUGAGAUCAAUUUGCUUAAAAAACAACCUUUCCCGUAUACCUCAAGUGGUUACAGAUCUGCCUUCUUUACAACACUUAACUAUCAACAAUGAGGGAAAUAAACUCAUAGUGCUAAAUAACCUGAAGAAGCUGAUAAACCUGAGAACCUUGGAAUUAAUCUGCUGUGAUUUAGAGCGCAUUCCCCAUUCCAUUUUUACCCUAAACAAUUUGCAUGAAAUCGACUUGAAAGAAAAUAAUCUCAGAACAGUGGAAGAAAUAAUUAGUUUUCAACAUCUUAAGAACCUUUCUUGCUUAAAAUUGUGGCACAACAUUAUUUCAUACGUCCCAGUGCAGAUUGGUGCAUUAUCAAACCUGGAACAAUUGUAUCUAAAUUAUAAUAAUAUUAAAAAUGUUCCAUUGCAGCUAUUUCUUUGUAAAAAAUUACAUUAUUUGGAUCUUAGCUACAAUAAGCUAACCUCCAUCCCUGAAGAAAUCGGUUAUCUGACCAACCUGCAGUACUUGGCUUUGACAAAAAACCAUAUUGAAGUGCUGCCUGAUGGAUUAUUUCAGUGCAAAAAGCUGCAAUUUCUUCUGCUGGGAAAUAACAGUCUGAUGAAUUUGUCCCCUUGUGUGGGUCAGCUACUGAAUCUUGUUCAAUUAGAGCUCAUUGGAAACUAUCUUGAAUCACUUCCUGCUGAACUGGAAGAAUGUCAGUUCUUAAAGCGGAAUAAUCUCAUUGUAGAAGAAAGGUUGUUAAAAACACUUCCACUUCGCGUAAGAGAGCGUCUGCAGGCGUGCUCAGAUAAGUGCUAAGUUUAAAAUGAAACUCUGCAUCAUUGCAUUUUAUAAGCCUUUUGCUUAAUGUCUCUCUAAAGAUCUGUGUAAGUAUAGAGAUGUGAGGGAGAGAUAACAGUUUACAAAUCAGUCUUAAAUGCAUUGAACUGGAUUGUAUUGGAAAAGAAAAAUUUACUUAGAUUUGAAUAAAAAAAAAUCAGCCUUUAAUAGGUAAUCAUAUGUCUGAAAAAUCUGAAAUAUGAGUUGUUGGUUGGAUUCUACUGGUUAAUUCAGUUAAAUGUUUAUGAUAGUAUUGAACUGGAAGAGUUGAUUGCCUUGCUAUAGUGAGAGUGUAUAUACUUUUUUCCUAUGGGAAUUUUUUCUGUUGAUAGUGAUAAUUUUAAACAGUUUCAUCUCCUGCCAUAUGAGAUCUAAGAACUGUCUGGAAUUAGUUUCUAAAUAUGAACUCUUCACUAACUUAGAAUAUGUUAAAUUAAGAGUUUAAACUAUUUGAGCAGUUCUAUUGCAUGGGGUAUACUGAAAGUAAUUUUUCAACAUACCUUAAUUUUUAAAGCUUUUGAGAAGUACUGAGCAUUAAUUCUCUAAUUGUGGAAGAUAACAUUUGAAUCUUGCUAUUAAAACCAAUUGGACAAUAAUACCUGAAACCAGUUUCAGUAUUUUGUCUUGAAAAUAGUAAAUGCAAAAUUAUUUGCUGUCCAGAAGUUGGGAGGAAUCAGAAGGAUCUGGAGUAACUGUUGUGUGCAUGUACUAAACAAUAAGUCUUACAGUACUGAUCUUCAUAGGUAACGAUGGCCAAUGGAACAUGAUAUAGUUGCAAAGUUGUCUUCUGUAUGUUGUGAGCAUCCCAGGUGUUAGUGUGGUGUAUGUUGCUGUUUAACGUUUUUUAUAACUUCUCAUUACAGACUGCCUCAGUGCUUCUUCUCCACACCCAGUUACCCUAUUUUGGUGGCUGGGGAGAGGAUGAAGGAGGUUUGUAUUGGAUAGGGACAGAAAGACAGUUAAAACAGACCAAAUAAUCACACAGCAUAUAAGCACUUAGGAGGGAAAAAACCAGGAAGCAUUAUAAGCUUUGAAGCUUUGCCUCUUCUAGGGAUGUAAUAAUUUCGUAAGUUGUAGUGGUGGAAUGAGUUCUUAUGCCAUCCUUAACACUUGAAAAACUGGAUGGAAAUAAAAUGGUUCCUGACUUCA